Miniopterus natalensis is the source of this 1857-nucleotide messenger RNA. RefSeq names its product putative DBH-like monooxygenase protein 2. Gene Ontology annotation, molecular function: copper ion binding; dopamine beta-monooxygenase activity. Lineage: Eukaryota; Metazoa; Chordata; Mammalia; Chiroptera; Miniopteridae. Gene Ontology annotation, cellular component: secretory granule membrane. The record is from RefSeq and is a predicted model, not a curated record. Gene Ontology annotation, biological process: dopamine catabolic process; norepinephrine biosynthetic process; octopamine biosynthetic process.
AUGGCCUGUGCCCUUCUCCUCGGGCUCCUUCUAUUUACGGUGCUGGCAGCCCCCUCCCAAGGCAACCGCCCCAGCCCCACAUCUCGUUUACGUUAUUCCAGGUUCCUAGAUCCUUCCAAUGUCGUUUUCCUGCGCUGGGACUUUGACCUUGAGGCCGAGAUGAUUACUUUUGAGCUCCAGGUCCGAACAGCUGGCUGGGUGGGCUUGGGGGUCACAAAUCGCUACACCGUCGUGGGAAGCGAUCUGGUGGUUGGAGGUGUCUUGCCUAAUGGCAAUGUCUAUUUCUCGGACCAGCACCUGGUGGAUGAAGACACCCUGGAGGAGGACGGGAGUCAGGAUGCUGAGCUGCUGGGGCUGACAGAAGACGACGUCUAUACCACCAUGCGCUUCUCCAGGCCCUUCCGCUCCUGUGACCCUCACGACCGAGACAUUACGAGCGACACCAUGAGGGUGCUGGCCGCCUACGGCCUGGAUGACACCCUGAAGCUGGAUCGGGAGCGUACUUUUGUCAAGUCCAUCUUCCUGCUACAAAUAGUCCACCCAGACGAUCUUGACGUCCCUGAGGACACCAUCAUCCAUGACUUGGAGAUCACUGACUUCCUCAUCCCAGAGGAUGACACCACAUAUGCCUGCACCUUCCUCCCUCUCCCCAUCGUCAGUAAGAAGCAUCACAUAUACAAGUUUGAGCCCAAGAUGGUCCAUCGCAACGAGACGAUGGUGCAUCACAUCCUCGUGUACGCCUGUGGCAAUGCCAGUGCCCUGCCCACGGGCAUCAGCGACUGCUACGGGGCCGACCCCGCCUUCUCGCUCUGCUCCCAGGUCAUCGUGGGCUGGGCUAUCGGGGGCACAAGCUACCAGUUCCCAGAUGACGUGGGCAUCUCCAUUGGGACGCCCCUGGACCCACAGUGGAUCCGACUGGAGGUUCAUUACAGCAACUUUCACAACCUUCCUGGUGUGCACGACUCCACGGGGAUGCGAAUGUACUACACCGCACGGGUGCGCAAGUACGACAUGGGGGUCCUGCAGCUGGGCUUCUUCACCUUCCCCAUCCACUUCAUCCCCCCGGGCGCCGAGUCCUUCCUGUCCUACGGGCUGUGCAAGACGGAGAAGUUUGAAGAGGUGAAUGGGGCCCCGGUGCCUGGCAUCCAGGUGUAUGGCUACCUGCUCCACACCCACCUGGCCGGGCGGGCUCUGCAGGCCGUGCAGUACAGAAACGGAACACAACUCCGAACAAUCUGUAAAGAUGACUCCUACGACUUCAAUCUGCAGGAGACGCGAGAUUUACCUCAUCGCGUGGAGAUCAAGCCGGGAGAUGAACUGCUGAUAGAGUGUCACUACCAGACACUGGACCGAGACUCCUUGACUUUUGGGGGUCCCAGCACCGUUAAUGAGAUGUGCCUCAUCUUCCUCUUCUACUAUCCCCGGAACAACAUCUCCAGCUGCAUGGGGUACCCUGACAUCAUCUAUGUGGCCCAUGAGCUGGGGGAGGAGGCAUCAGAUUCCAUGGAGGGCAUUAUGGCCAUGAACAAUGUUGAGUGGACCCCAGAGAGCAUUAAGAAGGCUGAGAAAGCCUGCAAGGAGGCCCAGCAGACUGUGAUCAUAAAGACCAUUGACGAGAUAGUGGAAAACACAACAGGCUGGAUUCCGGAAAUCAACCCUACGCCUCGGCAGCCCUGCUUGGAGUCAUGGGGAGGCAAAGUGGAGCCCCAGGACCAGACCCCUGCAGGCUUCAGGGCCGCACCAAUGGCUCUCUCAGCCUCAGGCACUGCUACCCCAAGGUGCUUCUCCCUGGCUGCUUUCUUGCUUGGGCAGGGGGCCAUCUGUUGGCUCCUUGCCACCCUGCAGGCUGGAAUCUGA